Closterium sp. NIES-67 is the source of this 1323-nucleotide messenger RNA. The record is from the annotation of a GenBank genome assembly. Lineage: Eukaryota; Viridiplantae; Streptophyta; Zygnematophyceae; Desmidiales; Closteriaceae.
GUAUUUGGAUGGUUGGUGCAUCACGUGUGUCUCGUGGCUUGUGGCAAGGCGUUCCAUUUCGAGAUUCACGGGCGGCCUUGACACCGGAUUCUCCUGCGUCACCCACACUACCUCUCACACACUCCACCACGCGCACACCUCACCUCGCGCCCACCGCCUCACAUGUGAUCGCGUUUCUCGGAUGCCCGCCAAGGCAGCACAGCUUUGGCGGGGCAGCAGCCACGAGCCGUAGGUCCGCAGAAGCUGCCUGGGGGGAGGGGGGUUGUCGCAUUGCCCGGGGGCAGGGUGCUAGUUGAUUUUCCGCCUCGGGACGGUGCGGAGGGGCCUUUAGUAUGUCGUCGGCGGCGCAUCAUCACUCCGCGCGCACUCCCCGCUCCCGCUGGCACGGCGGGGCGCACAAGGGGGGGUAUGGAAUCCGCGCGGCGCGCGUCAUCCAGGCGUGCGCCUUCGCUAUAGUCACGCUCUGGCUCUGCUAUCACUGGUCGCACGCCCCCCGCCGCCAGCCCCCCCGCGACGACGCCGUGGCCGCGGCGAGCGCGGGGCGGCUGCAGGUUCGGGGGCUCGUGGUGGAGCGGCCCAAGCCCAAGGACGUGGGUCGGCGGAAGAGCCGCAGCGUGAUCUCCCUGGAGGGGCCCGGCGACCGCGACCUGCUGCCGGGGGACGGCGCGCUGGCGGAGGGCGCGCAGGGCGGCGGGGGGCUGGCGGGGGGCGACAUCGUGACGCGCAUCGUGGCGAAGGCGGGGCGCGCGCAGGGGCAGGGCGUGAAGCUGAAGGACCUGGUGGAGGCGAAGGCGCAGGGCGGGGGGAACCUGCUGGGGGAGUUCGGGGGGGAGGCGGAGGAGGAGGGCGAGCGCAAAGGGGGAGCGGGUGCAGGGAUGGAGGGGGAGGAGCAGGGGAGGGGUGAUGAGGAUGAGGAUGAUGGUGAGGAGAGGAGUGAGGGGGGUGGAGCAGGGGAGGCCGCGGAGGGGGGCAGCAGGGCGGAGCACAGCAGCGACGCCCGCGAGUGGCAGCAGCGCGUGGCCAGCAGCAGCACGGCGCACCCGGUGCUGCUGGCAGGCACGCCGUGCAUGGCAGUGCGAGCCGACCCCGCGUCGGCGCGCAUGCUGCUGGCGCUCAGAGGCGGCCGCGUGCACAUGCCCGCGCACCCCCCUGGCCUCCUCACCUCAGUGCCGCCCCUGAUGCUGCCGCUGCUGCCGCCCGUGCUGCAGGGCCGCGUGCUGACAGCGUUCCAGGCGGACUCGGGUGGUGCUGGCGGCGGGGCGAGGGGCGGGCAGGGCAGCACGCAGAGCAUGGCGUGGCGGGGGCGAGUGCAAGUGGGUACAG